AUGUCAGCGGCAGAGUUAGAAGAUUGUAUACGACGCUACAACGAGCUUCUACUGCGUUCAGACGAAUUGGAGAAGGAUAUGCCGCCGAGAAGGAAGACAGACGCUGUGGGUAAGAAAGCGCCAGAAACAGCUAAGAGGACUGCCAAACUGGUAAAGAAACAAGCUGAAGUGCCAGCUAAGAAAGAACCGGUUGAUAGGACUCGCCGGCUUCUACUGAGAAGAUGCAAGACACGUGGCAGUCAGGACGAAGAGGAUGUGGAAGUUAAACGGGAAGAAGACGUGGAAGUCAAGCCAGUACAGAAGAAAGAAAGGAAACGGAGGGUUUCUAAAGUCGAACAGCAUAAAAUGGUUGAACCUGCAAGACUUAAGUUCCGUACGCCAGCCAAGGUGGCAGUGAAGAAGGAAGUGGAAACCAAACCAUCGUUGCUUAAGCUGAAAGUAAGGACAUUCGAAGACCAUCUCAUAGUCAACCUGACUUAUAGCGAUUUGAUCAAGGCCGUGAAGGAAGACGAAGGGAAAACGGUGGAUUUCGGCAUGCUGUUGAACUUGUUCCCGAAAAACCUCGAAUACGAAAAGAACCGGUUUUCUAUCGAAGAUAAAAGCGAGUUCAAUACGCUCCUUCAACGCCGACACAGUUUCAGCGACGAUAUCGAUAAGUUCUUCCGUCUGCUUAGCGAAAACCCAGCAACGUCACCUUCUACCGAGAUUCCUCUUGUCUAA
This is a messenger RNA of Candidozyma haemuli, 720 nucleotides long. RefSeq lists its product as uncharacterized. The coding region runs from base 1 to 720 and encodes 239 amino acids. The transcript has a single exon. The record is from RefSeq and is a predicted model, not a curated record. NCBI's taxonomy places the organism in Eukaryota, Fungi, Ascomycota, Pichiomycetes, Serinales, Metschnikowiaceae.